UAAAUAUUUUCAUAAAGAUUGAAUCUUUCCUAAUAACUCCUAUAUUUAAUACAAAAAAAUUAGAGAAAAUAGUGCUGUUUUUGUACUUGUCCAAGUUUCUUGAUUUCAAAGUAUUUUUACUUUUCUAGUCAGCUUAAAAGCAAAAUCUUGAUAAAUCAUUUUGUGGGGUUUUUGUUUUUUUCUGUUUUCUUGAUUUUUUUGUUAAAGAAGAAAUGUUUGGGAGUGAUUGUUGCUGUUGGGACAGUUUCACUGAUUACAACUAUGAUGAAAUUGAACCACAGAGCUUUACUUUGCCUUCACCAAUUCCACAAUGGCCUCAAGGUAAAGGAUUUGCUCAAGGAAAAAUAUGCCUAGGUGAAAUUGAAGCUGUUCAAAUCACCAAGUUUAAGAAAAUUUGGAGUUGUACUCCAUUGUUUGGCAAAUCAAAAUCAGUUUCAUUCUAUAAACCAGAUGAAAUUCCACAAGGAUUUUCGAUUGUUGGCCACUACUGUCAGCCAGAUAGUGUGAAGAACAUAACAGGCUAUGUUCUUGCUGUCAAAGAUUUGAAGCCGAAAAAAUCACUUCAAGAUUUGACUUCCAAGCUUCCUGCUCUUGCAAAGCCAGUGAACUACACUUUAGUUUAUAACGCAAACGCCCUUUAUAAGGAAGUUGGUUACAUUUGGCUUCCAAAUGCACCAGUUGGUUAUAAAGCAAUGGGCUUUGUGGCUACUGCUGAGCCUAAUGAACCGAAUCUUGAUGAAGUUAAAUGUGUCCGCGCUGAUCUUACAGAGAGUUGUGAGACUUGUGAAGUUGUAUUUAGUGCAAAUUCAUUUUUUGCAAAGAGGCAAUUUCAAGUUUGGAAAACUAGACCUUGCAAGAGGGGCAUGUUAUGUAGAGGGGUUUCAGUCGGGACGUUCUUCUGCAGUACGAGCUUCACUAAAGGCGAUGACCUCACCGUUGCAUGUUUGAAGAAUCUCGACUCGUCUCUACAGGCAAUGCCUAUUCUUGAGCAGGUCCAUGCACUCAUCAAGCACUAUGGACCUACUGUUUACUUCCAUCCUGACGAAAUUUACUUGCCCUCAUCCGUUCCAUGGUUUUUCUCAAACGGAGCUCUUCUAUUUAAAGAUGGUAAGGACAAUGGUAUUACUAUUGACGCGAAAGGCUCGAACUUGCCUGCAGGUGGACGAAAUGAUGGGAAAUAUUGGCUUGAUUUGCCUAAUAAAGAUGUUGAAAAUAGACAGACUGUCAAAUGUGGUAAAAUUGAGACCGCGGAGCUCUAUGUUCAUGUUAAACCGGCUGAAGGAGGAACGUGCACUGAUAUUGCAAUGUGGAUAUUUUGCCCCUUCAAUGGACCAGCUACACUCAAAGUAGGCUUGAUCAAUCUUUCACUGAAUAAAGUAGGCGAACACAUUUGUGAUUGGGAGCAUUAUACUCUUCGUAUUAGCAACUUCUCAGGGGAGCUCUGUAGUGUAUACUUCUCAGAACAUAGUGGUGGUGAAUGGGUUGAUGCUCGUGAUUUGGAGUUCAUCGAGGGGAACAAGUCAGUCGUAUAUGCAUCAAGAAAUGGCCACGCGAGUUUCCCACAUCCUGGAUGUUACCUUCAAGGCAAUACAAAACUUGGUAUUGGAGCAAGAAAUGAUUGUGCAAAAAGCAAAUACUAUGUAGACUCUAGCAGUAAGUAUCGAAUCAUCGCUGCUGAGUAUCUUGGAGAAGGAACUGUCGUAGAACCGCCAUGGUUACAAUACAUGAGGGAAUGGGGUCCAACCAUUGAGUACAAAUCGGGUUAUGAAGUGGACGAGAUACUCAAACACCUUCCAUCUUUUUUCAGAUUUUCAGUGGAGACUCUCGUCGAGCUAUUUCCAACUGAACUUUAUGGUGAAGCAGGGCCAACAGGACCUAAGGAGAAGAACAACUGGUUCGGGGAUGAAAGGUGGUAAGACAGAG
Solanum verrucosum is the source of this 1923-nucleotide messenger RNA. RefSeq lists its product as uncharacterized. The record is from RefSeq and is a predicted model, not a curated record. Bases 213 to 1916 code for a protein of 567 amino acids. Lineage: Eukaryota; Viridiplantae; Streptophyta; Magnoliopsida; Solanales; Solanaceae. The transcript is spliced from 2 exons.